Messenger RNA from Schizosaccharomyces octosporus yFS286, 1015 nucleotides. RefSeq names its product U4/U6 X U5 tri-snRNP complex subunit Snu23. The record is from RefSeq and is a predicted model, not a curated record. Lineage: Eukaryota; Fungi; Ascomycota; Schizosaccharomycetes; Schizosaccharomycetales; Schizosaccharomycetaceae. Bases 119 to 649 code for a protein of 176 amino acids. Gene Ontology annotation, molecular function: zinc ion binding; nucleic acid binding. Gene Ontology annotation, biological process: mRNA splicing, via spliceosome. Gene Ontology annotation, cellular component: U4/U6 x U5 tri-snRNP complex; spliceosomal complex. The transcript has 2 exons.
CACAGAGUACACCUCUUCUCAAAGCAAAAACCUCAUAUAGAUCAAAUGGGCUUCACUGGCAGUUGUUUUCACAAUAAUUAUUAUUAAAAGUGUGUAAAUAAAUCCAACCUCAUAGAAAAUGGAACAUCAAAAGAGUCAUGGGGCUUCAAAACGACCGACUAAAAGCAGACAACCAAAUGUUGUGGGAGCCAGAUCGGAUAGUAUAGGCGUUGAAAAAGAUAUUAACAAAGUGAAAAUCGUUCCAGCUAAUGCUUCCUUUGGAAGACGUGGACAUGGAGCUGGAUGGUAUUGUGAAGCAUGCAACGAGACGUAUAAGGAUUCGCUUAGCUGGGUUGAACAUUUAAAUAGUACACAGCAUUUGCGAAAAACCAGAACUAUUGUCACCGAUAAAAGGGCGACCUUAGAAGAAGUGAAGGAGAGAAUGGAAUAUUGGCGUCAACAACUCCUACAACCACAAAUUGGAUCAAAGGAAUAUAGCUUGCAAGAGCGUACAAAUUCCUACAGAGAGGAAUUGCGAAAGCAAAAAUUAGAAAAGCAAAGAAAGAAGCGAGAGUUGGCGAACCGAAAACUGGAGGAACCGUCGGGUUCAGAGGACUCUGAACUAGUUCAGGUGAUGGGACUUCGAGGAUUCGGAUCCACAAACCUCUAAUCAACUUUGUAUAAAAUUUGUACGUACGAGAUUUAACAUAGAAUUUACAAUGUUUCAGUUGCUCUUAUAUUAUCCCAUACUACUUUUUCUCUCUCGCCAAAUUGAAGUUUAUUGAACAUGCAAUAAGGCGUGUUCGCUUCCAAUCGAUAACGCUGUGGUUCGUUAUUGGCAAGAUAGGUCGCUAGCUUGCAAAUUGUUACUUUCCAUGGUAGUAAAAGCUGCUGUAGACGAAUUUGAUGUAACCAGAUUAUCACGUAAUCAUUUACUUCCAACCUUCGCACUCUACCACUUUUGGAUUUUUGACUUAAAUAGAUAUUAGAAUCCCCAAGAUUAACAAGCGUUGCAUUCGUUGUUAGAUUCAAAGCG